GAGCUCGCCGCCAUGGCGAACGAGCCCCCCGGCGACGGCGCGGGCGCCUCCUGGCGGCGAAGGGACGAGGCGCUGCGCGUGAACGUGGGCGGCGUGCGCCGGCUGCUGAGCGCAUGCGCCGUGGCGCGCUUCCCCGGCACGCGCCUGGGCCGCCUGCAGGCCGCCGUGUCCGAGGAGCAGGCCCGGCGCCUGUGCGACGACUACGACGCGGCCGCGCGCGAGUUCUACUUCGACCGGCACCCGGGCUUCUUCCUGGGCCUGUUGCACUUCUACCGCACCGGGCGCCUGCACGUGCUCGACGAGCUGUGCGUCUUCGCCUUCAGCCAGGAGGCCGACUACUGGGGCCUGAGCGAGGGCGCGCUGGCCGCCUGCUGCCGCGCGCGCUACCUGGAGCGGCGCGUGGCGCGGCCGCGCGCCUGGGACGAGGACAGCGACGCGCCGAGCAGCGUGGACCCGUGUCCCGACGAGAUCUCCGACGUGCAGCGCGAGCUGGCGCGCUACGGGGCCGCGCGCUGCGGGCGCCUGCGCCGCCGCCUCUGGCUCACCAUGGAGAACCCGGGCUACUCGCUGCCCAGCAAGCUCUUCAGCUGCGUCUCCAUCGGCGUGGUGCUCGCCUCCAUCGCCGCCAUGUGCAUCCACAGCCUGCCCGAGUACCAGGCCCGCGAGGCGGCGGCGGCCGUGGCCGCGGUGGCGGCGGGCCGCAGCGCCGAGGAGGUGCGCGAUGACCCGGUGCUGCGGCGCCUCGAGUACUUCUGCAUCGCCUGGUUCAGCUUCGAGGUGUCCUCGCGCCUCCUCCUGGCCCCCAGCAUGCGCAACUUCUUCUGCCACCCGCUCAACCUCAUCGACAUCGUGUCGGUGCUGCCCUUCUAUCUCACGCUGCUGGCCGGCGCGGCGCUCGGCGACCAGCGGGGCCCGGGCGGCGAGGAGCUCGGAGACCUGGGCAAGGUGGUGCAGGUGUUCCGCCUCAUGCGUAUCUUCCGGGUGCUCAAGCUGGCGCGUCACUCCACCGGGCUUCGAUCGUUGGGUGCGACGCUCAAGCACAGCUACCGAGAGGUGGGCAUCUUACUGUUGUACCUGGCUGUGGGCGUGUCCGUGUUUUCCGGGGUGGCCUACACGGCUGAGAAGGAGGAAGACGUGGGCUUUGACACCAUCCCAGCCUGCUGGUGGUGGGGCACAGUGAGCAUGACCACUGUGGGCUACGGGGACGUGGUACCAGUGACGGUGGCUGGCAAGCUGGCAGCCUCGGGCUGCAUCCUAGGGGGUAUCCUGGUGGUUGCACUGCCCAUCACCAUCAUCUUCAACAAGUUCUCCCACUUCUACCGGCGUCAGAAGGCCCUGGAGGCAGCCGUACGCAACAGUGACCAUCAGGAGUUUGAAGACUUAAUGAGCAGUGUUGACGGGGUUUCAGAGGCGUCCAUGGAGACCUCCCGCGAUGUCUUUGGAGGGAAUGACUGCAGACCUGGAGGCCUCGGACCCCAGAGUGACCCUCCGAACUCUCAGGUUUACUAAAGUCAGGACUCCGUGUUCCCUCACUCGUGCCCCAAGAGU
Molecule: messenger RNA, 1548 nt
Organism: Elephantulus edwardii (Cape elephant shrew)
Lineage: Eukaryota; Metazoa; Chordata; Mammalia; Macroscelidea; Macroscelididae
Gene: KCNS1
Product: potassium voltage-gated channel, delayed-rectifier, subfamily S, member 1
Exons: 2
Coding region: 13-1509 (498 amino acids)
Biological process (GO): potassium ion transmembrane transport; regulation of delayed rectifier potassium channel activity; protein homooligomerization
Cellular component (GO): voltage-gated potassium channel complex; membrane
Molecular function (GO): protein binding; delayed rectifier potassium channel activity
Source: RefSeq, a predicted model, not a curated record